Molecule: messenger RNA, 2962 nt
Organism: Botrytis cinerea B05.10
Lineage: Eukaryota; Fungi; Ascomycota; Leotiomycetes; Helotiales; Sclerotiniaceae
Exons: 3
Coding region: 277-2280 (667 amino acids)
Biological process (GO): apoptotic process; negative regulation of toll-like receptor 9 signaling pathway
Source: RefSeq, a predicted model, not a curated record
CAACAUUCACAAGUUCAAACAACAGAACUCAAGCCGACUGUAUCGUCGUCAGAGGCGCAAAUACAGCCUCGUUCAGCCUCGCAGUAAUCCAGAGGUAAACUGCCUUUCUUGGUCAAUUGGAAAAUACUGGUAUUUACGUGCAUAUACCGGUAUCAUCAUCACCAGUGUAACCUUUGGUGGAGUCGAUAAAUACCUUCACAGCCCCAGAAUGAAUAGGGCCAAGCGACAUCCUCUACCUAGCCAGGUAAUUACUGCGACGAAAUUGAUCAACAGAUUAUGAUGCGUAAUGAGGAACCUCCAGUCUCUCAAAUCUUGAGUGAUUCAUCACUUCACCAUGAACCUGAUGGCUUACGAUCGAAAGCAAAGGCAAAAGCCAAACGACUGUUCACGAUUGACGAUAGCGAUUUCACAUCUGAAGAUCACGAAGAAGACAAAUACUUCGACGCUGUAGUGGAGGAGGUGAACCAGAGCCCAGCUUUUGACGCCGGAAAGAUACUCAAUACGUCCAGAUUGGGAAAUGGAUCGCGAACAGAAAGAACAAAAAACAUUCUGCAGGGGACUGCGGACGCUAUAGCUCACCCUAUCGCGUCAAUCAAAUCGAAAGCCACAAGAAAAACUGCGGGGAAAUUGGCCAAAAGUCGACCAUAUCUCUCAAAUCAAGCAAACUUUGACUUCCUUGAAGCCCACGAUGAUCUACAGCAAGCCAAGGACGCUCAACAUGCUGGUGACGAUGAGGAUGCGAAUGAAGACAAUAUAAACAACAUAGACUACUUCGAAAAGAGGGUCGAUAAAAUCCAGCGAAAUCGAGAGGAAAUGCGUGUUGCUUGGGUUACCGACAGACAUGUUCACCGUAUUCGAGCUGUUGAAAAAAUUCCUCCGCCAUUCCCGCCCGUCCAGCAUUUUGAAAGGAAAGAUGAUCAUGGGUUCACAGAAUUCAAAUGGGGAGAAUGGAUUGGAUAUAAACUUCUUCAUGGCUCACGCCCUUUCACCGCACAAUACAUUGAUGAUUUUGAAGAACUCCCUUUCGAUAUCGACACUUUUCGCAGACACAUAGAAAGGCUGAUUAUAGUCAGUGCCCCGUUGCAGGAAUUUGCAGUAGAUGUGAGGAAGAUUUACAGAUGGGAGGAUCAAUGGCGAACGUCUAAAUGGUUGAUAACAUAUCUAUUGCUUUGGUAUACAUCAUAUAUCAUGUCAUUCGUGUAUGCGUAUAUUGUCUAUGCGACUGCAAAGAACUACUAUUGCCCUUCAUCAGUGUCCGCAUUGCGAGAUGAGUUCUCAAGAAAUAUUAAUCGAGGAGCGACAGCUUUGAAGGCUGGAGAGCUCAUGGACCAGCAUGGAAACAAAGACUGGCUAGGCCCUCUUUUGGACAAACUUGGCCCAUAUCUACAAUUACAAAUUGCAGAUUUAGCCAACUUGCUUGAGGUCUACGACAGUUUUAUUCACUUUCGCAGCCCACAGAACACUUUUCACUCCCUUUUCCUUUUUGCAGCCAUGUUCCUACUUAGUGCAUGCGCCUCCAUACAGUUUACCAUGAAGGUAUUCUGGUUCGUAGUCGGCCUUAUAUUUUUUGGUUGCUGGCCUAUCAGCUCUUUAUACCCCCGAUAUCGCCUGCUUGUUUCGCCGCUCAAGUGGGCUUUUUGGGACAUUCCAACGUACCCAGAAUGGUCUCUCCAAUAUCUCCAGGAACGAGGAUCUUCCACCUUGAGGAAAAUCAAUCUAGACGCGUCGAAGGAUUCGACUAGCCGAUUUGAAAGUCCACAGGUAAUGGCGGAGCUAGUGGACGACAAUUUACAUAGCCCUAAAGCGGAGAAGAUCCAUCUUCAAGGUCUUGGUUUGGACAAUGUGCACGAAGAGUGUAAAGAUAUUCUUUCAUUUCGCUGUAUUUUGCAUCAUGUUCCAGGACAUUUGAUACUUUCCACCAAAACCAUUCGUUUUGAAGCUUUAUUUUCUAACAUUUUGCCCUGCAAACCCUUCAAUAAGCCAUACAGCGAGCUAAUCGAAAUGUCAAAACGACAGACCGAGGAAUUGCUAUUGGCUCCAUUAGCGAAAAUGACUAUCGGAAAAGAUAAACUAGAACUGAAAUUUCGCGGGGAAGCUGGUGGCGACAUGCACAGUGCGAGACAAAACGGGCAUGUGGUUGUGCUGCUAGAAAAUGUGAGGGGAAGGGAUAAGGCAUUCAAUAGUAUUGCAGGCUUCAGUGGGGUGAGAUGGCAGUGUUUGCAAAAAGCAUCGGGAAAACUUGCUGGAAUGGAAAACGGAACAUCGAACGCGAGUCCUUAGCACAUUUUGCAAUUUUCACACGAAGAACGUCGGCGAUUACCUUAUGCCGUAAGCUAAUCAUAGCUCCGAUCUUUUUAAUAUAGUUUCCCCCUUCCCUAUACUUCAUUUUGCACUAGUGCUUCUUAUUAAAAUCCCACUACAGUCGUUCCAGGAGCAAAAUUGAUACUCGCCGAUCACACAGACUUACCGGAUUUCACACAUGAUUGGAUCGGGCGUUGACUAAUUGAGUGAAGGGAUUUGAUGCUUGAUCGUUGUUUUUCAUCAGACCGAUAUUUGAUGGACUUCAUGAUUGGACUUCAGAAAUUCAAGGAAAUUAUCAUUUGGAUUUUACUGAAUGGCGGCUGUAACUCCAUCACAAUCGAAAUGAAGCAGUGGUGGGACGGCACACACAUACCAUGAUACUUGAAAUUACGAAUCAGAUUAUAAAGGCAUCAACCAAUUGUUAAUGAAUCUCUAUCUCUUGAAAACGAACCAGCCCACCGUUCCCCAACAAGCACUUUAAGUGAACAUUGGACCCUGAGGUUUUCAUGCUGUCCUUUCCCAUGCCCUUCCUUGCAUUUCGGUUAUAUCCUUGCGAUGAUUACCCACUUCGCCUACUUCAGCUCGUGCGAUUGACUCCACUCUACCUAUAGCGGGCUAGACUUUGGUCUAAACUCGGACCUAAAAUUAAGACUAAGAGAUA